GGUACUAAAACACCCAUCUCGGCGGUAGAUGCGCCACUCGUCGAUACAGCCAGGAAACAGGCACGAUCAAAGAAGAGAAGAGAAGAACUGGAGCAGGCAGCAAUGCAGGCGAGGGAAGAAGAAAGGGAGAUGCAGAAACAGGCAACAGAACUAUCUGAGGGAAAUUGACGUCCUCCAUAUCAAGGAACAGGUGAGACAGAGUGGCCAAGCAGAAAUUACUCAAUUGCCUACCCUCCCCCUAAACAAUCAAGCUGCGAUAGAAGGCAUUCAGAGACAGGCAAAGGAUAUGGCAAAGACGAUGGAGAAGGAUAAGGUGCAGCUAAACAAAGAUUUCAAUACCAUCAAUGUGAAUCUAAUCAAGCUGAAUCAGAACAUACAGGUGAAGGUGUCGCAGAUCGUACAGUACAGACUGUCAGAUUUCAAGGAUGCACUAUUGGCAGAUUUAAGAAGUAGGUUAGGAGGAGGGGAAGGAAGGUGACUACGUCAGUACCUCAGCAGGCCACGUCAGCAGGCUACGUCAGCAGGACACGUCAGCAGGACACGUCAGCUGUGCCACGUCAGCAGCAAGGGAUACCACAUCAGCAGGCCCCCGCUCCAGUCUAUGCUGUUGCGAUCUCAAACAGCAGUCAUGGACCAAAGGCCCGGGGAAGCAGAUGAGGCCUAUCAGGCCCGCAUGCUGGCCUGGAGUACCGAGACAAAGAAACGGGCAGAUGACGCUGCAGCAGCAGCGAAGAAGAAGGCAAAAGAUGCCGAGCAGGCACGUCUGUUGGCACUUGAACAGCAGCGCCAGCAUGACGAGGCAGCAGCAAGAACUGUCGAUGAAGAAAGAACCCAGCGUCGUGAGAAGAUAUUUACCGGAGAGCGGGUGUUACUUACCAUGACAGCGGAAUGGCGGACCGAGGCCGAGAAUAGCCAGUUGGAGGAUAGCGCAAACAAGAUAGCGCUCCUCCUCUCGCAUCUCACGGAUCUCCUGGCAACCUCCAUUACACAGCAGGCGGAGAUCCUUGGUCUCGACAGCUCGCUGGCUCACGUCCAAGACCGCCUUCAGCGGUUAGAGCAGCGACAUGUCGCCGCCGCCGACGCAAGCUCUUCCAAUACUGUGGACCGCCUCAAUGCAUUGGAGAUGCACGUCGGCUCCCUCCAGGACGGCGCAGAGUUACAGCACACCACGACGCAACAGUUGCAGCAGCGGGUCUGUACCACCGCCAACACCUCGAGUACGGAGCCGUGCGAGACAACUCCAAAGUUUGACAGGCAGGAGAUCUUCUGCGACUCAAUGAAGACAGAUCCGAUUCCAUGGUUCCGCAAGUUCGAGCUCACGCUGCAGCUGUCCAACAUCAAAGAACACAAGCACCACGCAUACUUGUACUCUCGUUCAGGGGCCGCGUGCCAGGCUUGGUUGGACAACCUCUUGUCCAAGUACGAAGUAGUGGCAGCCGACUUGCACACCAAGAUCAGUUGGGAUGAUCUGAAGGCGGCGUGGCACAAGCGGUUCCACGUGGACCCGCCAGAGAUCAAAGCCGUGGACAAGCUCAUGGUCUUCGAACAAGGCAUGUUGCCGAGUACGGACUGGAUCACCGAGUACCAACGCUUGAUGUCAGUCCCAGACAUCCAGAUGGGCUUCAAGGCGAUCCGCCAUUACUUCAUCUCAAGGUCAUGUCCGACAUUAAGCAAUGCCCUGACUCAUGUCGAGGACACCUUGACGACGACGACGGAGCUGUUCGACAAGGCCGCGCAGAUCAUCAUCACGAACAAGGAGGCCAAGAACCUCCGUUCAUCUGCGUCAGGCCCGAGCAGGGACCAGCAUCGGCCAAGAGUGGUUGUGGUGGCAGCGACAACGCCGUUUGACCAAACCAGCGAGGCUGUCUCUGCCAGUGAAGGGGACAGACUCGCAGCCGCCCGGGAAGGGUUACUGCACCUUACCUUUCUGGAAGAGAAAAUUGACAGGCAGCAAACUCAGUUAGAUGAGAUUGCUGUAGGAUUACGAACCAUCGCAAAUAUUGUGAAAGGAGAGAGCCAGAUAGAGGGUAAGGAAGAAGAUGGACAAGAAGAAAAGGAAGAUAAGAGAGAAGUGAGGAAGUUGACGGGAGAUGCUAUGAAGUCUGCUGGUCCCACAAUUCACACGAAGUCCAAUGGGAAUGGAACACCGAGUCCACCAUCCUCUUCAUCUAACUCUUCUCAUUCGUCUCUUUCUCCCAAGUCUCCUUCUUUGACAACUCCAGGUAAGACAAGUGCUGAACCCGAGAAGCCAAAGAAGAAAGAGAAAGUGAAAAUGAACUUGCCUUUUACGUUCAGUAACAAAGAAGAUGAGAGUUUGUUACUUUGGAUUGCUGAAAUCCAAACGUAUGUGAGUACCGCUCCAGUUGAACCGGAGUCCCAAGUUGCGUUUACCACCUCCUGUAUGGGAGGUGAGGCCAAACAGUGGGUGUUGGCUGAGGCCAACGCCGCGGGGUUUGAAGACACUGGCGAGUGGGCAAAGACGUUCACUUUGAAACAGUUCUUGGCUAAGAUCAAGGACCGUUUUCUCGAUAAGACGACGACCGAUAAGGCGUUUGACCAAUUAACAUGGAUUGAUCAAAAGCAUUGGGCAUCGGUUGAGGCUUUGUCCCGCGAAGUUGAUCGACUGCUGCAGGUUCCAGGAUUGAACCUACAAGACAGCCAACUGUUGUACAUCUACUCCCGCGCGUUGCCUGAGCCCAUCCCGGGACACCUGGUGGCCAAAGCGAAGUCAGGAAAAUAUAAUUAUAGGCAAUUUUGCGACCUUGCUCUGCAAAGGGAGCCAAUGACUUCACAAUUCAAAAACUCCUAUGCACCCGUAGUCAAAUCUGGAGGAGGAGGAGAAGGACGGACGUACGACGGUAAAAGAACUCUCUGGCGACAAAAACGCCAGGACCACACCCUUGUUGUCUUCGAUGAUGACACAGUGGAAAAGUGGCCAAUAGAAGAUAGGGAUAACAACAGUGACUAGAUGCCCCGUUGCGGCUUCGCCCGCAAAAACAGAAAAGGAAAAAAAACACAAAAGAAAGAAAAAGCAUAAUGAACUCCCCUAUCAUAU
Molecule: messenger RNA, 3055 nt
Organism: Chara braunii
Lineage: Eukaryota; Viridiplantae; Streptophyta; Charophyceae; Charales; Characeae
Source: the annotation of a GenBank genome assembly